Molecule: messenger RNA, 2400 nt
Organism: Hypomesus transpacificus
Lineage: Eukaryota; Metazoa; Chordata; Actinopteri; Osmeriformes; Osmeridae
Exons: 18
Coding region: 19-2400 (793 amino acids)
Biological process (GO): microtubule-based movement
Cellular component (GO): microtubule; kinesin complex; nucleus
Molecular function (GO): ATP binding; microtubule binding; ATP hydrolysis activity
Source: RefSeq, a predicted model, not a curated record
GAGUUAUGAUAACAAGACAUGAUCGAAUUCAAAUCUAGGAAGAAGAUGACCGAACUUUCUGCAAUGUCCACAAUUUUGCCCCCAGAGAUGGCGGAAGCAGAGAGUGCUGGGCAUCAACAACCGCUGAAAGUCUACCUUAGGAUAAGGCCUUUCUCUAAGGAUGAGAUCUCUGACAAUGAGGACCAGGGUUGUGUGGUGCUUGAGAAUGAUCAGACUGUCUCCCUGCAUGCUCCUAAGGGCUCUUCCACUAUGAAGAACAGUGAUAAAGGCAUUGGCCAGGCCAUUCACAAAUUCACUUUCUCUCAGAUAUUUGGGCCCGAGUCGAAACAAACUGAAAUCUUUGAAGGUACCAUUAAAGACCAAGUGUACCACUAUCUGGAGGGCAAGAAUGCCUUAAUCUUUAGCUAUGGUGUGACCAAUGCUGGCAAAACCCACACAAUACAAGGAACACAGAUCGACCCUGGAAUUCUGCCUCAGUCACUCAAUGUCAUCUUCCAACAUAUUCUCGGGAGACAGUAUGAGGACCUGGAUUUGAAACCAUAUCUCAACAACGAUGUCCAACAUUUAUGUCCGGACCAGGUCAAACAAGAGAUUAACGAUAAAGCAGCCAUAUUUGCACUUCUUAAAGAGGACAGUGAGUCUGUGAGAGUCAGGGCAGGUUCAUCAGACAGCCUUACUUACUCCACCACAAGCCUGGACUCCUCUUCAGGGGGGAACAAUCACACAGCUGACUUGGCAAAUACAUCUGAGAGGGAUGGCUGCCAGUUUGCCCUGUGGGUGGCAUUCUAUGAGAUCUACAACGAGAAUAUUUUUGACCUGGUCCAGCCUACCUCUUCCAGGAACAAGAAGCGUACUUCUUUGCGAGUGUGUGAAGACAGUGUUGGGAACUCUUACGUUAGAGAUUUAAAGUGGAUUAAUGUCCAGAAUUCAGAGGAGGCACGCAAGAUUCUCAGAGUUGGAAAUAAAAACCGAUCUGCUGCUUCCACCAAAAUAAACCAGUCUUCAAGCAGAAGCCACAGCAUAUUUACGAUGAAGUUGCUCAAGAUGUAUGGCACUGAGGUUCAGACGGUUUCAGAACUCUCUCUUUGUGACCUGGCUGGCUCUGAAAGAUGCAAUAAAACCAAGACGUUUGGGGAGAGGCUGAAAGAGGCAGGAAACAUCAACACGUCCUUGCUUAUCCUUGGCAAAUGCAUUGCAGCCAUGCAGAACAGACAAAGUGACAGAGUAAAGACCAGCUACAUUCCAUUCAGAGAGAGUAAACUAACAAGGCUCUUUCAGUCUUUUUUGUGUGGGAAGGGAAAAACGUCUAUGAUUGUCAACAUAAACCAGUGUGCAUCUACCUAUGAUGAAACUCUCCACGUCAUGAAGUUCUCUGCUGUUGCUAAACAGGUGGUGCAGGUUAUUCCAACCAAAUCCCUGGAAUCUUUAGCCCCAAGACUGGUUGGAUGGGAUGGCAAGCUUCUACUGAAGAAUGGGGUCAUCGAUAACCAAGCUCUGGAGAGCUACCUGUCUGAGGAUGAGCUGCUGGAUGAAGAGGAGGAGGCAGAUGUGUCCAUUUUGCCCCAGGAGGAGCUAUUGAAUGUGAUUGAGAACCUCAAGACGAAACUUUUGGCUGAGCGGAAAAAAAACCUGAUCCAGGAGAUUGAAAUUCGCAAUGAGAUGGGAGAUGCUAUGUUGCAGCAACUCAUGGAGAGUGAAGAACUUCAAAAUCGUCAGAUGGCAGAGAUGAAGGAGAGCUACCAGGAGAAGAUGGAAAACACGUUUGAGAUGUACAAGGAUGCCCUUAAGGAGCAUGCAUACCAGUGUGCUCUUGCUCGUGUGGAAGAUGACUAUGUCCCAUUGGCUGUAUUCUUUGCUGAACAGGAUAAAGUAGAGGAGCUGAAUCACAAGAUGGCUGAGAUGGAGAACAAGUUGGCAGCAACCAGAAUGGUGCCAUCCUGUGUUUCAACACAAGACAACUCCUGCCAGACACCGGACCCCUCACAACUAGAUGUUCAAAUGGAUUCAGAGAGAUACAAAGUUCUUUGUGAAGAAAAAAGUUCCAUAGAGAAACUCUGUGAAGAGAAAGAACAAUUAAUUUCAGUUAUACAAAAGAGGUUGAUGGAAUUGAAUGAAACAUUUGAAGAGGCAAUAGCAAAUUCGUCAGCUCUACAGAAAAAGCUGGAGGAGCAGGAUCACCAUCUAGACGGGAUACGGAGAGAGAAUAUGGAGAAGGAUGAGGAAGUUGCCUUUUUAAAAGCGGAGCUGGCCAAGCCGAGCAAGAAAUCUCCCAUCCGAACCAAACGGGGACUGCUUGCCAACAUUAAGGACGCCGUGACGUCACCACGGAAGAGCACCGUCUGUAAGACGCUGAGGAAAUCCUCCAAGACCACUUCCUUGCUGAAGAAACCCUCCCAGUAG